Messenger RNA from Vigna angularis (adzuki bean), 3939 nucleotides. Its product is annotated as exocyst complex component SEC8. Gene Ontology annotation, cellular component: exocyst. The transcript has 28 exons. Bases 218 to 3568 code for a protein of 1116 amino acids. The record is from RefSeq and is a predicted model, not a curated record. Gene Ontology annotation, biological process: exocytosis; Golgi to plasma membrane transport. Lineage: Eukaryota; Viridiplantae; Streptophyta; Magnoliopsida; Fabales; Fabaceae.
UUAAUUCACCUUUGCUUUCCGUAGGCUUAGUGUUUGUUUCUCACGCGCCCUCCACCCUCCCUCCGUCGUCAUCACUCUGAAUUGUUCGUCUCUGAUUCAUUCCUUCAGCUGGCAGGUUCGAUUCACAAAACCUUCGAUUCACCGCUUAAAGUUGUGGGUUUGCUGGAACAAGUUAAUCCCAUACCUUCAUGGUGUGUGGUGACACUGAAGACUCGACAUGGGAAUUUUUGAUGAGUUACCUUUGCCUUCAGAUAAAGAUUAUUUGAGAGAAGACCUCUUGAGGAUAGAUGAAUGUUGGAUUGCUGCUCGUUUUGAUUCACUACCUCAUGUUGUUCAUAUUUUGACAUCGAAAGACCGUGAUGCUGCUGCCCAAUUUUUGAAGGAGCAAAGUGAUAUCAUUGAAGAUGUUGUGGAUGAAGUAGUACAUUCCUACCAUAGUGGCUUCAACAGAGCUAUCCAAAACUAUUCCCAGAUCUUGAAGCUCUUCAGUGAAUCCACUGAAAGUAUAUCUGUCUUAAGAGUAGAUUUGGCAGAGGCAAAGAAGCGCUUAAGUGCCCGCAAUAAGCAAUUGCAUCAACUAUGGUAUCGAUCAGUCACACUGCGACAUAUAAUAUCGUUGUUGGAUCAAAUUGAAGACAUAGCUAAGGUUCCAGCUCGCAUUGAGAAACUCAUUUCAGAGAAGCAAUUUUAUGCUGCUGUUCAAUUGCAUGUGCAAUCAGUGUUGAUGCUUGAGCGAGGUCUCCAAAAUGUUUUAGGCCUACUGAAGAAGGGAAUAAAUUUUGUACGUAAAAAAGCCUUGUAUGGACUAAAGCAGUCACCCUGUGCUUGGUUUGGUUGGCUCACUCAUGUUAUGAUCAACAUAGUCAAGGUGAACAUACCUCAUUCUUCAAGCAUUCCCCAAAAGGUUGGAGCACUUCAAGAUGUCCGUUCUGAGUUAACGAAGUUACGUGGAGUUCUCUUUUAUAAAAUUUUGGAGGAUUUGAAUGCCCAUUUGUACAAUAAGGGUGAAUAUAGUGUUGCUGGCUCAACUUUGUUAGAGAAUGAUGACGAAGUACCAACCACCACUGCUACUGCCCUUGCUGCACAUAAUUCACAAUCACUGUCUCGAAGAACAAGAUCAUUCAAAGGUGACAGUCGGAAUAGUCUCCAGACUGAUGGAUCUUAUAGGACAGGAUCAGUGGCAGGAGGUUCCUUCGAUGGUCAUGAUGAGACAUAUUCAAAUGAGGAAGGUACCUUAGAUGGGAAUAUGACAGGAAUGAGAAUUAAUGGAAGUGAUGUACCAAAGGAUUCCAAUAAUGCUCUUCGUCAAAUGCCAACAUGGCUCUCAAAUUCGACACCUGAUGAAUUUCUUGAAACAAUUAGAAAGAGUGAUGCUCCGCUGCAUGUGAAGUAUCUUCAGACCAUGGUCGAGUGCCUUUGCAUGCUUGGCAAAGUUGCAGCUGCUGGAGCUAUUAUAUGCCAAAGAUUGCGGCCAACAAUUCACGAGAUAAUUACAUCAAAGAUUAAAGCUCAUGCAGAGUUCCUGAAUUCAUCAAGGUCUAGCAUUGGUCAUGGUUCCCACACUGGAACAGGUAAUCUGCACUUCAUAAAAGGUCAACUGGAAAGUUUUCAGCUGCCAAAACAGAAGCCUAAGAAUGGAAUAUCUAGCAGUGGGACUCUGUUGGCUGUGAGCCCCGUCUCGCCUCUUAUGGCUCCUGGUGGGAAAGCACAGGUUACUGCUAAGGAGCUUCUUGAUUCAAUUUUGGAUUCUGUUGUCCGAUUAUUUGAGAAUCAUGUCAUUGUUGGGGAGCUUUUAGAAGCAAAAGCCAGUCAGCAUGCUGACAUAAACACGCCAAAAUCAGUGCCAGUGGAUAUAAGUUGGAACCCUGAUUCUGAAGCAUCUCAAGCCACUGGAGGUUACAGCAUUGGUUUUUCCCUGACGGUGUUGCAGAGUGAAUGCCAACAACUUAUAUGUGAAAUUCUACGGGCCACUCCUGAAGCUGCAUCUGCUGAUGCUGCUGUUCAAACAGCUAGGCUUGCAAGCAAAGUUCCUUCCAAAGAUAAAAGGGAUGGAUCAGAAGAUGGUCUUACCUUUGCAUUUCGCUUUACUGAUGCUACAAUAUCCAUUCCUAACCAGGGAGUUGAUCUUGUACGCCAAGGGUGGAAUAGGAAGGGUCCCAAUGUCCAAGAAGGUUAUGGUUCAGCAGCAGUUUUGCCUGAGGAAGGCAUUUAUCUAGCCGCAUCCAUAUACCGACCUGUGCUUCAGUUCACUGAUAAAAUUGCUUCAAUGCUGCCAACAAAGUAUUCCCAACUUGGAAAUGAUGGUUUGCUAGCUUUUGUGGAGAACUUUCUGAAGGACCACUUUUUACCAACUAUGUUUGUGGACUACCGAAAAGGCGUACAGCAAGCCAUAUCAAGUCCAGCUGCGUUUCGUCCAAGGGCACAUGUGGCUACUGCUUACAUUCCUUCAAUUGAAAAGGGUCGCCCUGUGUUACAAGGACUAUUGACUAUAGAUCACUUGACAAAGGAGGUGCUUGGCUGGGCACAAGCAAUGCCCAAGUUUGCUAAUGAUCUAGUGAAGUAUGUGCAAACUUUUCUGGAGAGGACUUAUGAAAGAUGUAGGACUGCAUACAUGGAGGCUGUUCUUGAGAAGCAGAGUUAUAUGCUUAUUGGGAGGCAUGAUAUUGACAAACUGAUGAGACUCGACUCAUCAAGUGCUUAUUUACCAAAUCUGCUCGGUCAGUUUAAUGUGGAAAGUAAUUCAUCUGAUGCUGAAACAGUUGAGGCUGAAUCAGAACUAAGUGAAUUACUGUUAAAUUUGCGUCCUAUUAAGCAGGAAAACCUGAUCCAUGAUGACAACAAACUUAUUUUGUUGGCAUCCCUUAGUGACUCAUUGGAGUAUGUUGCAGACUCUAUUGAAAGGCUUGGACAGACAACUCAGAGAGCACUAAUUCAUGGAGGAAAAGACCAUCACAGUCGUUCAGACAGUGCUCCUCCAAAGAGUCUAGCUUCAUUUGCUCAAGAUUAUAGGAAACUGGCAAUUGAUUGCCUCAAGGUUUUACGUAUAGAGAUGCAAUUGGAGACAAUAUUCCAUAUGCAGGAAAUGGCAAAUACAGAAUACUUGGAUGACCAAGAUGCUGAAGAGCCGGAUGACUUCAUCAUUUCGCUCACUUCACAGAUAACUCGAAGAGAUGAGGAAAUAGCUCCUUUUAUUUCAAAUGUAAAGCGGAAUUACUUAUUUGGUGGAAUUUGUGGGGUUGCCGCAAAUGCAUUUCUUAAGGCUUUGGCGGAUAUGAAAUCAAUAAAUCUUUUUGGCGUUCAGCAAAUUUGUCGAAACGCUAUUGCAUUAGAACAGGCACUGGCAGCUAUUCCAUCCAUAAAUAGUGAAGCAGUGCAACAAAGAUUGGAUCGAGUCCGCACCUACUAUGAACUAUUGAACAUGCCAUUUGAGGCCUUGGUUGCCUUCAUCACAGAACAUAUGCACUUGUUCACCCGCGCUGAGUAUAGCAACCUUCUUAACGUUCAGGUUCCAGGACGGGAAAUUCCUCCUGAUGCACAGGAUCGAGUAUCUGAAAUAUUAUCCACGUAGAAAGUUCUCUUUCGCUUCUAUUCCAGAAUUUUUGGACUGUUGGGGGUCCUCACAUCAAUUAUAUUUCUCAUUCAUAUUUAUGAAAAUGCUGAUGCAACAAACCGAUGCCGAUCUUACAACAACUUACAUAGUAGACUACCAGUGAAAAGUGGUUUUGAUUGCAAUUCCUUUCUUCCCAUCAAUUGUUUGUGAUGUAAUGGUGAUUUCAAUUUUGGUUGCCGCUGCUUUCCUUUUGGGUUACUCGCUAGCUCGCUCUCUAUUUUUUGGGUCUUGAGUUUGGGUGUGAAGAGCAUUUAAUUCAAGUCAAUAUUAUGAACAACCUGAAAAUCACUUGUAUAUUUUCAUGCUAAAUAUAUUGUAUAAUUACUUUC